This is a messenger RNA of Cynocephalus volans (Philippine flying lemur), 2622 nucleotides long. RefSeq names its product protocadherin gamma-A12. The transcript has a single exon. Bases 112 to 2622 code for a protein of 836 amino acids. Gene Ontology annotation, biological process: homophilic cell-cell adhesion. NCBI's taxonomy places the organism in Eukaryota, Metazoa, Chordata, Mammalia, Dermoptera, Cynocephalidae. Gene Ontology annotation, molecular function: calcium ion binding. The record is from RefSeq and is a predicted model, not a curated record. Gene Ontology annotation, cellular component: plasma membrane.
CCGAACAGAGGAGCUCUGGCCCCCCAACUGUCGGAUUCCAGGGGCUGAAGAGCUGAUUCUGACUUUGAUGGUUUAGGGGAGAAUUGGAAAUAAUCCUCGAGGAAAGUGACAAUGAUUCCUGCUCUAGGGCACCGGGACUGCAAAGGGCUGGUUGUGCUGGGAGUCCUCCUGGGGAUCCAGUGGGAAACCGGAUGCACCCAAAUAAGCUACUCCAUUCCUGAGGAGCUGGGGAAAGGCUCUUUCGUGGGCAACAUCUCCAAGGACCUGGGGCUGGAGCCCCCGGAGCUGGCAGAACGCGGAGUCCGCAUCGUCUCCAGAGGUAGGACUCAACUUUUCGCGCUGAACCCGCGAAGCGGCAGCUUAGUCACGGCGGGCAGGAUAGACCGGGAGGAGCUCUGUAUAGGGGCCAUCAAGUGUCAGUUAAAUCUAGAGAUUCUGAUGGAGGAUAAAGUAAAAAUAUAUGGAGUGGAAGUGGAAGUGAGAGACAUUAACGAUAACGCCCCCUACUUCCGUGAAAGUGAAUUAGAAAUAAAAAUGAGUGAAAACGCAGCCACUGGGAUGCGGUUCCCCCUUCCCCACGCUUGGGAUCCGGAUAUCGGGAAGAACUCUCUCCAGAGCUACAAGCUCAGCCCGAAUACUCACUUCUCCCUGGAAGUGCAAACCGGAGCGGAUGGGAUCAAGUACCCGGAGCUGGUGCUGGAGCGCGCCCUGGACCGCGAAGAAAGGGCCGUUCACUACCUGGUCCUCACGGCCUCGGACGGGGGCGACCCGGUCCGCACCGGCACCGCGCGCAUCCGCGUCAUGGUCGUUGAUGUGAAUGACAACGCCCCAGCGUUUGCUCGGUCCGAGUACCGCGUGAGCGUUCCGGAGAACGUGGCCGUGGGCACUCAGCUGCUCGUGGUAAACGCCACGGACCCUGACGAAGGAGCCAAUGCGGAAGUGAUGUAUUCCUUCCGGUAUGUGGACGACAAGGCGGCCCAAGUUUUCAAGCUAGAUGGCAAUGUAGGGACAAUCUCAACAAUAAGGGAGCUAAACCACGAGGAAUCAGGAUUCUACGAGAUGGAAGUGCAAGCAAUGGAUAACGCAGGAUAUUCUGCUCGAGCCAAAGUCCUGAUCACAGUUCUGGACGUCAAUGACAACGCCCCUGAAGUAGUCCUCACCUCUCUCACCAGCUCUGUUCCCGAAAACUCUCCCAGAGGUACAUUAAUUGCCCUUUUAAAUGUAAAUGACCAAGACUCUGGGGAAAAUGGGCAGGUAAUCUGUUUCAUCCAAAAGAAUCUACCCUUUAAAUUAGAAAAAUCUUACGGAAAUUACUAUAGCUUAGUCACAGACACAGUCUUAGACCGGGAACAGGUUCCUAGCUAUAACAUCACCGUGACCGCCACUGACAGGGGAAGUCCGCCCCUUUCCACAGAAACUCACAUCUCGUUGAACGUGGCAGACACCAACGACAACCCGCCCAUCUUCCCUCAGGCCUCCUACUCAGCCUAUAUCCCAGAGAACAACCCUAGAGGAGCCUCCCUAGUCUCGGUGACCGCCGGCGACCCCGACUGUGAUGAGAACGCCCAAGUCACUUAUUCCUUGGUCGAGAACACCGUCCAGGGGGCACCCGUGUCCUCCUAUGUCUCCAUCAACUCGGACACCGGUGUCCUGUAUGCGUUGCAUUCCUUCGAUUAUGAGCAGUUCCGAGACCUGCAGCUGCAAGUGAUGGCGCGUGACAGUGGGGUCCCGCCACUCAGCAGCAACGUGUCGCUGAGCCUGUUCGUGCUGGACCAGAAUGACAAUGUGCCUGAGAUCCUGUACCCCACUCCCCCCACAGAUGGUUCCACAGGCGUGGAGCUGGCGCCCCGCUCCGCAGAGCCCGGCUACCUGGUGACCAAGGUGGUGGCAGUAGACAAAGACUCAGGCCAGAACGCCUGGCUGUCCUACCGCCUGCUCAAGGCCAGCGAGCCUGGGCUCUUCGUGGUGGGGCUGCACACGGGCGAGGUGCGCACGGCGCGGGCCCUACUGGACAGAGAUGCGCUCAAGCAGAGCCUCGUGGUGGCCGUCCAGGACCAUGGGCAGCCCCCUCUCUCAGCCACCGUCACUCUCACUGUGGCCGUGGCCGACAGCAUCCCAGACGUCCUUGCGGACCUUGGCAGUCUCGAGUCUCCCGCCAACAGCGAAACCUCAAGCCUUACGCUCUAUCUCGUGGUAGCGGUGGCCGCCGUCUCCUGCGUCUUCCUUGCCUUUGUCAUCGUGCUGUUGGCGCUCAGACUGCGGCGCUGGCACUCGUCGCAUCUGUUCCAGGAUGCUGGAGAAGGAUUGGCGGGCAUGUCCGCCUCGCACUUUGUGGGUGUGGACGGGGUGCGGGCUUUCCUGCAGACCUAUUCCCACGAGGUCUCCCUCACCGCGGACUCAAGGAAGAGUCAUCUAAUCUUCCCUCAGCCCAACUACGCGGACACGCUCAUCAGCCAGGAGAGCUGUGAGAAAAGCGAGCCUCUUUUGCUGUCAGGUGAUUCAGGAUUUUCUAAGGAUAAUCAUGCAUUAAUUCAGGUGGGUCCAUAUCAAAUAUUCUUCUCUGAACUUGGAGCGCAAUAUCCCUUAAGUAUAGAUUUGUGUAUGUAUAUUUGGAAUUUAUAA